AUGGUCACGUGUCUGGUCGCCCUGCUGAGCGCUGCCGUGGCGUGCGGCGCGGCGCCGCGGCCCCAGGUCGCCGUGGGCGGUCCCCUGCUGCCCCUCGCGCUGUCCGCCGGCCACGGCCCGGUGCUCCUGCUGCCCCACCUCGGAGUCCCGGGAGCCCGGUCGAGACCCCUCCUCGCCGGCCACUUCCUCCGAGCACUCGGAGACUCUCCGUUCCGACAAUCAGCGAGGGAACAUCCUGCGACGCCUUCCCGUAGAGCCAGCGUGGCCACGGAGCAGGAGGUCCAGAGCAGAGCCAGGACAUCCCCCCUCCAGCAGAGCGCAGGUCCUGGCCUUGUCGGGAAGGACGUCUCUCAAGGACAGGAGCAGUCCAGCGGCGCGAGGGGCUUCGCGCGCCAGCAGGUCACGAGCGGGCCCCAACGGACUCCCGGGGUCCUCGACGACACCCCCACCCCCGCCGGGACUAUGCUCAUCAGAGACCAGGAGUUGGGAAAUGGAACCCGAAACUUUGUCCCCCAAAGUAUCUUUGAUUCUUUAAUGGAUGACUCCCUCACUGAAAGUAACGUUCUUAGCGUUGAAGAACUAGACAGCCAGGGGAGGAAUUUCUUGCGCCAACAGGUCAGCAGUGACCCUCAGCUGAUCCCCAGGACAUUCGGAAACACCGCAGGAUCGAGGGCUUUCACAGAUCAAGAUGGUGGAAGUGGAGCUCGUCUUUUCUUUCCCCAGAACAACAUUGAUCCUUUCACGGAUGGCCUUCUCAGCAGGAGUAACGCUCUUCAAGGUCAAGAGAUAGAAGACAGCAGGCAAAUCUCUAAUGAGCCUACAAUGUUUAUGAGUAUGCCCGACAGAAACUUCGGUUCAAGGGUAAUCACUGAACAGGAUGCUGGAUUUGGAGCUAGAAACCUUCUUCAGCAGAACAACCUUGAUUAUCUUACCAACGGUGGGAAUGGUGUUCCGCAGGUUCAAGAGCUCGACAGUACUAGAAAUACAUUGCCACAGCAGACAACUGGUGAACCUCAACAGGUCCCCCGGUAUUUCGGAAACAAUGUCGGUUCGCAGGUGAACUCAGACCAGGAGGCAGAAGGGGGAGACAGGGGUUCCUUCCGUCAGCAGACGGACGUCCAGCCUCAGUUGGGGCUCGGAACUCCGAACAGAGGCUUCGAUCCGGCUCUGGGAUCGGGCCAGGAGGCCGGAGCUCGUGCGAGAACUUCCUUCAGCCAGCAGACGAGUAGUCGACCCCGGGUCGUGUAUGAUGCCCCUCCCGGUCAGCUGAGCGGCGGUGCCCGGGGGUUCCCUGGCCUGGACAUCUUCGGAGCCCGCGGUCCAGAACAACCGGCCUUCUUCAGUGACAACACUCUGGACGCUGAGGACGGGAGUCGUGAUCGAUACAACCCGUCGCCAGAGUCCCUCGGUGGGCUCCCGGAAGACAUCGCCAUCGAGGCCUUCGACGACACGAGGUUCAGGAGCAGCCGGCCGAUGGGCGGGGCCAGGCUCCAAGGAGGAGACGGCUUCUUGGGCAGGACGAGGAGUUCCCUGCAGCUUCCCGACGACCGUCUGCAACAGUUCCCGGCGGAGGUCGUGGGCGACUUCCGCUUCCCAGAGGGCGUAGCGUCCGCCCUCGCCGACGUCAUGUCCGGGCAACAGCAGUACAGCGUCAGCUUCGAGGGGGCGGGCUACGGCUACGGCUACUCCGUGCGGGCGGACGGCGGGUCCAGUCGCCAGGCGUCGAGCGCCGGCGCCGCCUCCACAGAGACGCCGUGACGUCAGCAGACGCCUCCGAGCUGCGUCCCACGGAGCUUGUAUAUAACCAUUGUAACUGUGUGAAAUAUAUCAUCUUACUCAACCCGCAA
Messenger RNA from Bacillus rossius redtenbacheri, 1847 nucleotides. RefSeq lists its product as uncharacterized. The record is from RefSeq and is a predicted model, not a curated record. The coding region runs from base 1 to 1758 and encodes 585 amino acids. The transcript has 3 exons. NCBI's taxonomy places the organism in Eukaryota, Metazoa, Arthropoda, Insecta, Phasmatodea, Bacillidae.